Molecule: messenger RNA, 981 nt
Organism: Alternaria incomplexa
Lineage: Eukaryota; Fungi; Ascomycota; Dothideomycetes; Pleosporales; Pleosporaceae
Exons: 3
Coding region: 1-981 (326 amino acids)
Source: RefSeq, a predicted model, not a curated record
AUGAUAUUGCAACGAAAGUCACCAUCAUGGCUCCCUGUCAUCGCGUUGUUCUCGUCCUUUGCAGCAGCAUUGAGCGGACAGGAGCCCAUGAAGAGCGCAGAAGAGGCACGAGGAUACAACCCGGGGGAAAUGAUACCAGUCAGUUGUUUGAACAGGACCAUAGAAACCGGUGAACAUAUCACCGAUGCCGCCGGCCAUCUCCAAUACAUACCCUUCCCCACCUGCAACGAAACCGGCCAACCCCUCCACCUAAACUUCGGCGUAGAAAAAGACGUAAACUGCACCAUAGACUUUGUAACAGACGAGUUCUUCCACCUGCUCGAAUUCUACAUCCACAACGACGCGCCCCUUUCCUGCCGCAUCCCGUCCAAACCGCUCCCACCCAGCGUCCUAGAAACUGAAUACCGGGUCAGCGAUGAAAGUACACAGGAGGGUGCGUUGGGGACGCAGAGUACAAUGUACACGCCGCUCAUUAUUGCGCUGGCGGGGACGCUGCAGUUGAGCCAUUUGCAUGUGGGGAAUUAUUUGAACCUGCUGGUUCAUGCUAGUCCUAAGAGUGUGGCGCCCGGGACGGUGGAUGCAGCGACUGCGUAUUCCGUGUCGAGUCAUACGCGCAAUACCAAGAUUACGAUUGGGGAUCCGUUGAGUCUGGCGUUCAGUGUGCGGUGGUAUCCCAGCACGACGCUGCCUCCGGGUUGGAGUGGAUAUGGAGGACAUAUUUAUACUAGUACGUUGGUGUACUGUUUCUUGAGUGCCGUGGCGAGUGCGGCUAUUUGCGUUGUUUACUUCCGGGGUGUUGAAUUGCCGAGACGGCUGAAGAGGUAUGCUACGGAUAGGAUGAAUGGUGGAGGUGGAAGAGGAUUUGGAAACGGAGGCAGUGGAUACGGGCUCCCGGUCGCCAACGGACGAGGAGGCGGCAUGGGCAGUGGCUACGGUUUGGGAGGAUAUGGCUACGGAGGCGGAGGCAAGAGAGUCGACUGA